AUGGGCCUUUUCGGCCACAUGCGCAUCCACAAGAGCGGCCUUCACCGCACUCUCGACACACCCACCACAUCCAACACAUCAACCGUGCACACCCCCGCCCUCGCUCCAUCCGUCUGCACCACCACCGCCUCCUCUGUGGCUGACACUGACACCGCCGACUUCUCAUGCCCACACUGUCCACGCACAUUCACCUCGCGCAUCGGCCUGGUCGGUCAGAGACUGGCGAACCAGUGCCUGGAGCACCCACCUAUACCCACCAAGCUCUUCUCAACUCCCCACACUGCCCUCUCACAUUCACGCAUCGCAUGGGCCUAUUCCGCCACAUGCGCAUCCACGACGGCCUUCGGUAGACAACCGCCGGUCACACCACACAUUCACUCACUCCGUACCCCCUCCACCACCACCACCAUCAUCACCCCACCAGAAAUCAACAGUCACACACAUCAUGCAUCCAACUGUCACCUCCCACGCAAGUGGGCAGUCCACAUCUCGACUCGGUCCCCAUGCGGCUCCGGCUGUGCGAACGACUCGAGUCUGAGAUUAUCCCGAAACGUCAAGCGUCGUGGAUAG
Messenger RNA from Spirometra erinaceieuropaei, 570 nucleotides. The record is from the annotation of a GenBank genome assembly. NCBI's taxonomy places the organism in Eukaryota, Metazoa, Platyhelminthes, Cestoda, Diphyllobothriidea, Diphyllobothriidae.